Plutella xylostella (diamondback moth) is the source of this 1254-nucleotide messenger RNA. RefSeq names its product methionine sulfoxide reductase SelR (gene SelR). The record is from RefSeq and is a predicted model, not a curated record. Gene Ontology annotation, biological process: response to oxidative stress; protein repair. Gene Ontology annotation, cellular component: cytoplasm. Lineage: Eukaryota; Metazoa; Arthropoda; Insecta; Lepidoptera; Plutellidae. Gene Ontology annotation, molecular function: peptide-methionine (R)-S-oxide reductase activity.
GCUCACUUUAUUCUAUAAAUUCGUUAUCAGUCAGUAUAUUGAACACAGUCGUACCGCUGCCCUGCUUGUGGCGCAACUCGUACGGAUAGCAAAACACGGAAAACCCUUGACUGUUUGGAACCGUGCCAGAUCAUCCUAAAUAUUUAUUUGAAUCAUAUACUAAAAAUAAUAGUACUUUAACUGUUGCAUCUAGCUUUAGUUUGGAGAGCCAUGGAAGACAAGGAGGCCCUCAAGAAGCGUCUGACGCCCAUGCAGUACCAUGUCACUCAAGAAGCCGGCACUGAGAGACCCUUUACUGGAUGUUACAAUAAGUUUUAUGAAGAUGGCAUGUAUGUUUGUGUUGUAUGCAGACAAGAUUUGUUUACAUCUAAAAACAAAUAUGACUCGGGUUGUGGCUGGCCAGCAUUUAAUGAUGUUCUAGCACAAGAAAAGGUUACCCUACACAAAGACGCAAGUGCAGUGGGAGCGAAUAUAUUACUGGUUUUAACGCGGCCAGGUCUGGUGCGGACUGAGGUGCGCUGCGCGAAGUGCUCCGCUCACCUGGGCCACGUGUUUGACGAUGGGCCCAAGCCCACCAAGAAACGAUUUUGCAUUAAUUCAGCUUCCCUGGACUUCAUUCCCGCAGAAGAGAGGAAGGACUAAAUAUUUUCUGUUAUAGAGCAAUAUUCGUAAAAUUAAAAUGUUAUAAACAAUACCUGGAUGAUUCAAUGGCAGAAGCAUUUUUUUAUGUUUAAGAAAUAAUCUGUAUAUCUAAUUGGUAGCUGCCAUAAAUGUAUUUUAGAAUUGCAACAAUCACCACUCAUUGGUUUCAAUGAAAGUACUUGUAGUAGUAAUUAUAUAAGUGAUAAUUAGUAUGUAUCUAUCAUAAAUUAUUCAUAAACCUAUAUUCUAUAUUCAAUGUAUGAAUUCCUGUUAAAAUUGUAUUUGCCUAAGCAAUAUCAUUAACAUUUUGUAACAAUUUUCUUAAAAGGACUGAUGGUGGCCUUACUAUAAGAAUGGUUAGCUUCUUCAUACUACUUACAUAAAUAAUUAUUUUGGUUUGUUGGCACCUUUACCUCAGAACCUUUUUGUGAUGCUUUUUAGUCAAUAACCUUAGUUACCAAGCAGCAGAUAAGUUUGUUUUCGAUUUUGUUAUAUUAAUUUAUUAAGAAUUCUUGUUUUUUUUAUACACAUAUAUCAGUACAAACAUUGUUAUUUUUAUUAUAAGGAGCUUAUCAAAGAUACUCUUCAGAAAUAAAUAUUUUGUGUACAAUA